Molecule: messenger RNA, 1732 nt
Organism: Nematostella vectensis (starlet sea anemone)
Lineage: Eukaryota; Metazoa; Cnidaria; Anthozoa; Actiniaria; Edwardsiidae
Product: poly(A) RNA polymerase GLD2
Exons: 3
Coding region: 86-1072 (328 amino acids)
Cellular component (GO): cytosol
Molecular function (GO): nucleotidyltransferase activity
Source: RefSeq, a predicted model, not a curated record
CCGGAAUCGAUAUUGCAAACAAAGCUAUAUCUGGCGUAAGCAUCCUUGAAGGUGAAAUAAAUAUAGUGAAUCGUCAGUAUACACAAUGCAGAGAACCUACACUAGCCUUAGCCAGGAUAUUGAGAGAAAACACCAAAGCGUUAAGGAAAGUGCGAAUGAUUCACAGCGCAAGCGAGACUGGCUGAGGCAUCUAAGCAGUGUAGUGGAAAGUGUGUAUCCCGGAAGAAUGAAACUAGUGUUAGUAGGAUCUUCAGUAACGGGCUUUGCGGCAAAAGGGAGCGACUGCGACAUGUGUCUUCUCAAGAAAAGCUUUUCUGGAUACGAGAGUAAGAUAGAAGUGCUGAGAAAUAUCGAGAGGAAAGCGAAAGCUGAAAGUUACAGACUACAAACAGAGCUGGUCAGCGGUGCCGUGGUUCCUAUUGUGAUCCUCCAAGACAGGUCACGUGACCUGGAGGGAGACAUCAGCUAUGAGAACACUAACACAGUCUUUAACACAUUCCUGAUGCGUUGCUAUGGAGAGCUGGACUCACGCGUCAAACCGCUGGUUAUUGUCAUCAAAGCGUGGGCUCAGAGCGCUCGUAUAACCAAUGCCCGAGACCACAAACUUUCAGGUUUCGCGUUAGUGCUGCUUGUCAUUCACUACCUACAAGUCGGCUGCUCGCCCCCAGUACUCCCCUCCUUGCAGCAAGACCCACAAUUCCACGGGUUCUUCAGCGAAUCAAGCGCCCUAAAGGUGGCAGAACAUCUGGAAAAUGAGUAUACCCCACCUCCAGUAAGCCUGUAUUCAUCUAGAAGUUCUGCCUCCAUUGGAGAGUUACUAGUAGGCUUUUUCCGCUACUACUCGAGCUUUAAUUGGGCACGAGUGCUUUCAGUCCGCACCGCAGGAUUCCUCCCUCUGCCUUACAACAAGAAAUGGAGGAACCCUGAGAUCCGGAUUGAGGACCCGACGGAUCGUACCAAUGUUGCGCGCUCUGUUUAUAGACUUUACGCAUUUCAGGAGAUUAAAGGUGCGAUCGGAAGGGCUUACAAUCGACUUGACCGCAUAGGCGCGGAGUUAAAUGACAUCAUGUAGAUUAUAGAAAUCAAGGCAAUUUCUUGAAUCACUGGGUUCUAUUUUUUUUUUUGCGACGUUUCGGCAAUGCUGCUUUCAUCAGGAUUAACGGUAAAUUAUGACGAGUUUGCCCGUAUAAGGUAUUUUUAAAAGUUGACACCCUUGACAAGUUAUUUUUUUCAUUUGCCACUAUAUCUUCUCUUGCAACACACAUAUUCCCCACGGACAGCGUCCUUCAUAUGCAUUGCCUUAUAUGGACAUUGAUGCCCAUAUUUAGAAAGCUGAAGUUUUCACGCUCCCGGAUCUCCAGGAACAAGGUGAAAAUCCUGAUUUCUGUCAAUUUGAGACUCGCGGCAAAAAUUUGUCUAGAAAAACUUGAUCGCUUGGUCAAAUCUUUAUCUCACUAAUCUUGAAAAGUCCUUAGACCCAGGCCUCCAAGAGAUUGGCCGAGGUUUGAAGGUCACCCAAAUUUUGAUAUGAGUCUCCUGCUAACAAGGGUAUCGAUUUCGCUAACCGAUUUUAUUCACUUAUGAUUCAAUGCGCUCUUAUAUGCACUGCGAGAUGUUUUAUUAAGUUUGUAAGUAUCACGUAUAGAAAAAAUGUAAAUAUAAGCACAAAACUCGUCGUUUCCUAUAAUUAUAUCUUUAUACACAGUCUUUAAAUUAAAAAAAAUGGAAGAAA